AUGGUCCUCUUCUUCGAAUCGAGGGCUCUCGACCCGCCGGUCACGAUCUAUAUGGGCAUCGACAAAUUUGAGAACGAGGAUCUGCUCAAGUAUGCUUUCGAGGAGGACGUGUGGUUCCACGUUGACAAGCUAUCCAGCGCACACGUCUACCUGCGCAUGCCUCAGGGCAUGACGUGGGAGGCCAUACCGGCAGCCUUACUUGAGGAUCUCGGGCAGCUGACCAAGGCAAACUCGAUACAGGGGAACAAGGAGAAGAACACACAGAUCAUCUACACGCCUGCGGCCAAUGUGAUGAAGCGGGGCGACUUUGCCACGGGAACGGUGUCCUUUCAUAGCCAGCACAAGGUCAAGCGCUAUCUCGUCAAAGAGCGUGAAAAUGCUAUAGUCAAUCGGCUCAACAAGACGAAGAAGACUGUUCAAGUCGAUCAUGAGGCUGUUAGACAAGAUAGAGAAAGGCAGAAGGGACGUGAAAAGAAGGCAAAGGCUACGGAAGAGCGUAACGCUCGUCUUGCAGAGGAGAGGCAGCGCGAUGCCGACCGUAAAGCACGCGACUACUCAAGCUGUAAGUGGCCACGCCUACUCGCGAGCUACCGUAACGUGCACUCCGCUCAUAGCUCUCUCGCGCCGUCACUUCUCACCCAGUGUAUUCGAGCGAGGCAAUUGAGGAGAGCAAGGCAGCCAAGCGGUACGAGAAGGAUCGUGCAGCGCGAGCCAAGGCGGAAGCUAAGGCGGCCGGAGAUACGGCGGCAGAUGAUGAGGAAGACGAGGGUGAUGAGAGUGACGAUAGCGCAGGAUCAUUCAUGUAGCGACUGA
Molecule: messenger RNA, 813 nt
Organism: Jaminaea rosea
Lineage: Eukaryota; Fungi; Basidiomycota; Exobasidiomycetes; Microstromatales
Product: DUF814-domain-containing protein
Exons: 4
Coding region: 1-813 (270 amino acids)
Source: RefSeq, a predicted model, not a curated record